AGUAAAUAUUUUCUUCCCCAAAUUUCUCCCCUUAAAGAGGAGUAGAUAAAAUUGGUUUAGGUUUAGUCUUAUCUGUUUUAAUCGUUCAUCUCUAAUUGAACCAAACAACAUAAAUAACCUCUACCCCGCAUUCCCUACUAAACAAACACCGUUGCCGCCGGUUGGGUGUGUCAACAAGUCUAAGAGUUUAGUGAUUGUGAUAAAUCUUAUAGCAUCGAGAAAUUAAGAUUUUUAUGUGGCUAUGGGAGGAGGAAGGAAGAAUUUGAAAAGGGCAUCAGAGGAAAAGCAUGUAACUCUUCAAGAUGGACAAAGCAUCAUGCAGGUCGUGUCUCUUCGAGGUUCCAAUCUUAUUGAGGUCAUGGAUGCACGUGGUGAGAAAUCACUAGCUCUAUUUCCUGCUAAAUUUCAGAAAAGCAUGUGGAUCAAACGAGGGAGCUUUGUUGUGGUUGAUGAAAGUGGAAAGAUAGAGGCUCUUGAAUCAGGAAGCAAGGUUGCAUGUCUCGUUUGUAAAGUUCUUUUCUAUGAACAAGUCCGAGCGUUACAGAAAUCUACAGAAUGGCCUGAAAUUUUUAAAGACGAUUUAAAUGAAAGAACCACCGCCCAACAAGAGAAUGAGGAUGACACAAGUGAUGAUGAUGGACUUCCUCCAUUGGAAGCCAAUACAAACAGGAUGAGACCUUUUGAGUUGCAUGGUGAUGAAGAUUUUGAAUCCAAUUCAGAUACUGAUGAUUAUAUAGUUGGCUCCCAUAGUUCAACCAAAACUAUAUAAUGCAUGUUCUUGCCCUGUAUACCAUGUGUUGAUUCUCUCGUGUAAAGAAUUGACUUUGCAUUAACAACUCAAACUAUGGAACACAAACAAUUAUAUGUUUAAUUUAUUACACAAUUUUGUUUUUUGUU
Messenger RNA from Cicer arietinum (chickpea), 897 nucleotides. RefSeq lists its product as uncharacterized. Lineage: Eukaryota; Viridiplantae; Streptophyta; Magnoliopsida; Fabales; Fabaceae. The record is from RefSeq and is a predicted model, not a curated record. Gene Ontology annotation, cellular component: nucleus. Gene Ontology annotation, biological process: translational initiation. Gene Ontology annotation, molecular function: translation initiation factor activity; RNA binding.